ACAUGGCACCUUUUAGUUUGUGAAAACUGCUUGACAUGGGCAAAGAAUAUAUUUCGAAGCCUAAGUGGAGCUCUACGCUGGGUAAAAUAUUGAAAUUGUUUAGAGCACGGCUGUGAUUUUUGUUGGAAUGUCAUUAUGUACAGGAAGUGACUCUCAUUUUUAUACAUUGCCAGCGCUAACAAUUCUUGAGUGCAUCAAGACCAAUUUAUUAAACUAAUGAAGUAUAAUAAUGAUAGACUAAUAGAGUCAUAGAAUGACAGCAGUUAUGGCGAAUGGAAAUUGGGAUCCCGCUCUCUCCCGGCUUUUAGCAUCACUGGAAGAAGCCAGACAAGUUCUUCCAAGCUCAGAAGAAGAAUUUGGGUUUCUCAGUGACUUGCUACAAUCAAAAGAACUGCAUGCCUUAGUAAAGGUUCACAAUAAGAUAAUCAGCAAUGGGAAAGACGAGAAGUUCCAUCCUACGCUUUCAAAUUCAAUGCAAAUUGCAUUGGAGGUUCUGGAUGUGGUUGGGCCGAGAGCUGCUUUAAGAGAAGAAUGCAAAGAAAUUUUUAUGCUGCUCCAAAAACCUCACAUUCAGGGUUUGCUUUGUGCACAUGAUGCAGUUGCACAGAAGGACUAUUUUCCUCGAUUGCCUGAAAUACCUCUUGAAGUGGAUGAGGAUGAAGAGACAAUUAAAAUUGUGCAGCUAGUGAAGAGCAAUGAACCACUGGGUGCAACAAUAAAAACAGAUGAGGAGACGGGAAAAAUUGUAAUUGCUCGUAUUAUGCAUGGAGGGGCUGCAGAUCGAUCAGGUCUCAUCCAUGUAGGGGAUGAGGUGUGUGAAGUUAAUGGCAUCAAUGUUGAAGGGAAAACGCCUAAUGACGUCCUCAAAAUACUGCAAAAUUCUGAAGGGACAAUAACCUUCAAGUUGGUUCCAGCAGAUGGAAAAGUAGGCAUUCGGGAAAGUAAAGUACGAGUACGUGCCCAUUUUGACUAUUCAUCUUCAACUGAUCCCUACAUACCAUGCAAGGAGGCAGGACUUGAUUUUAUAAAGGGAGAUGUGUUGCACAUUGUAAGCCAAGAUGAUGCUUAUUGGUGGCAGGCCAGGAGGGAAGGAGAUCGUAAUAUGAGGGCUGGACUGAUACCCAGCCGAGCACUGCAGGAGCGUAGAAUUCUACAUGAGCGAACCCAGCAGGAUAAAACAUCAGAGGAAGAUUACACUGUAGGUUUCUCCCCCCUUCCUGACGGUAAAUGGUCAUACAGCGAUGUGGUUUGGUCAUUAGGCUUACAUUUGCUGCCCGCUAACUUCCCUGUAGGUUUGUGCUCUGUUUCAGUCCUCCCUGGGUGUCAGUCCCCUAAGUCCCCUCGCUGUGCCUCUAAACCUAAAACUAAAAAGAUUAUGUAUGACACAGCCGAGAAUGAUGACUUUGACCGUGAGGAGAUUGCCACAUACGAGGAAGUGGCAAAGCUUUACCCACGCCCGGGGCUUCACAGACCCGUGGUACUCAUCGGGCCUCCGGGUGUUGGGCGCAAUGAGCUCAAGCGGAGACUCAUUGCUACCGACCAAGAAAAAUAUAAGACUCCUAUCCCAUACACAUCUCGUUCUAUGAGACAUGGAGAAGUGAAUGGAAAGGAAUAUUUUUUUGUAACGAGAGAAAAAAUGGAAGAAGAGAUUGAAGCUGGAAAAUUCAUAGAAUUUGGGGAAUACAAAGGGAAUUUGUAUGGUACAUCAGCAGAAAGUGUCAAGUCAUUAGUAAAUGCUGGAUAUGUCUGCAUCUUGAAUCCACAUUACCAAGCCCUGAAAAUGUUGAGGAUUCCUCAGUUGAAACCAUUUUUAAUUUACAUCAAGCCACCAGAAUUUGAUAUUCUGAAAGAGACUCGUAACGCAUGUUAUGCCAGAUCUACAUUUGAUGAAAAUAAUUCAAGAGGGUUUACUGAUGACGAAUUUCGAGAAAUGCUGCAUAGUAGUGAACGUAUAGAGUUCUUGUAUGGGCACCUGUUUGAUAAAGUUAUUGAGAAUUCCGAUUUGUCAACAGCAUUCGAACAACUAUUACUAGCUGUAAAGAAAGUAGAAACAGAGCCUCUGUGGGUGCCAGCCUCUUGGGUUCAGUGACAACAUUCAGGAAGAUCCAUGACCAAUAAAUUAUCAUUGAUGAAGAGUGACAUUGAAGGAAGAAAGUAUUUGAAUAUAUGCCCAUUUUCAAAGUGCUCCUUGUUGUUGGCAUGGACUUCGUUUUCAUAUAUAGAAGCUGUGCGACAUUUGUCAUUAUCAAGUUCAGCUUGUUAUGUACUGUUCUGGUUAAACAUGUGGGGGAUGUUUGGGCUAUAUUCAUAUGUUUGCUUGAUCGUUAUUGCAAAGUAGUGUCGUUUGGGUGGGCACUGCUUCUCUCCAUGUCAUAUUAGCUGAAGCUCUUGUUAAUUGUUAUAUCCCAGAUAUGCAUGGGGACGUAUGUCAUUUAGCUCAGGCCUUGAAUGGUUAGGCCCUGACCAAUCACUGCCAUGCUAAUGUUGUUGUCAGGAAAUGGGACUUUGCAAGAAAAGUGUAUCUGUAGCCCAUCUCAUAUGUUAACUGCAGAUUUCAAUCUUGUACCAAAGAUAUCCAUGUUGAUCAGAUUUGUAAGAUAUUGGAGAAGGCAUGAAAAUUCCCUCUGUUAAUAAUGGGAUCUACAAUAAUAAUAAUAAUAAUAAUAAUGACUGCAGUAAUUAGUUUUUUUGUGACUCAAAUCACAGAUAAGGAAAUGUCAGUGUGCAGUUACUGAAGGUUCUUUACUACCCGAUGUGGUCACACAUUAGUUUCCUUGAUUCCAUAGUUUGCAGCUCAGCGAUCAUGUCACAUUGUGAUAAACAGGGAUAACUUAUAUUCAUUGUUCACUGCCAAAAUUUGUUCGUUAUUAAAUCUAGCUCACAGUUUACGUGAUUUGCAAUUAUCUGUAUCAGGCUCUGGAUUUAUGCCUGCAUAAUUGGCAACUAAGGUGACUAUGUUUGAGAUAUAAAUAUUGAAUACCUUGAUGUACAGUAUGUCACCUGCACUGCUCCACAUCUGUCAGUAUCCAUUAUUUAUAUUACAGCUGGCAAGAUCUCUGUGCAUAUCUCUCACUAAUACAUUUGUUAGGGAGACCUUUUCCCUGUUUAUCAUGUUUGUAGGCUGUUGGACUUUUUCCAUUUCUCAUGUUGAAAUACUGUUUCAAAUCAUGAAAUGAGCUUAUUGUAUUGUUCAAGAACACAUUGUUGACUGUACACAAGGAAUACUUCUAACAUUGUUUAAUUUAAGUCACAUUGAGUGUAUUUUCAUAUGUGUUUUCUUAAAGCUAGACACCAUGUCUUUGCAGAGGAUAUUUUGUAUUCAUCUGAUAUAUUCUAAAGCAUUGCAAUAGUAAUACUGUAGAACUUGAUUGGUGGUUACUCCUUUAUUUUUAUUUUACAACUGAACAAGAUCUUGACCAUUCCUAAAGAAAAUUGUAAAUUUACUGUUUUUACAUUAUGUAGUAUUGUAAAAUGAAGAUAUGGGAACCUGGAAUUUGAUCUUUGUCAACAUGGCUGAUAUGCAAUAAUUAGAUUUGUGUUAAAAAUUGUAUAUAUUUGUUAUUUAUCCAUUUGUUUAACAGGUACAAUUAUUAUGUAUUAGUACACUUUUUGUGCAAAUAUAAAGACUGGAGAUGUGCAAGAAAAUUUUAUAACAGGUACAUGAUGACUGAGAGCCGUGAUGCAGUGAGAUUGAAGUUUAGCAUCAGCACUUUUUGGAUGUAAUGAGUGAAUAACUUGUUACUUUAUUGUUUGUGAAAGGGGUUGGAUGUAACACUGGGGAGACAGUUUACUUUGAUGUGCCUCGCACACUGGAGUUGUUAUGUUAUCUUCAGGCUCAGAGUAUAUGCAGCUUCUAGUGGCCAGUGUCAUUCCAGGGUUUGAAGUAUAAUGACUGCAGGAAGAGUUUAGAGCUUUUGAAAUCAUUUCACAUUCCUUGGUAUGUUUUCAGGUUUAUUAUUUCAAUAUUAUAAACACUUAUGUACUAAGGAUUAUUAUUACCAUCGUGAGUGUAUAUGAAAUUAGAUAUUUCCACAAAAUUGGGUGAAAUGAGUAUGUGCAUAAUUUCAAGUGUAACUUCAAAUAAUAAUUCCGUGAUUUAAAUGUGCUCGUGUGUAAAAUGAGAGAAUUUGAAGAUGAGAUCGUAGGCUUAGAGACAUUUGUUGUUUUCCUCAGUUCUUCAGAUGAUAUUUGGAACAUAACACAGAACUGGCUAUAGAUAUUUGUACUGUUUCUACAGAAAUGGUUUGUGUGAUCUUUUCAGCAAGGGUACCAUUCACAUUGUAUGAUCAGGUUGGUCAGUUCUAAAGUUUUGUGUGAUGUUACA
Messenger RNA from Cryptotermes secundus, 4324 nucleotides. It is a transcript of the gene metro, whose product is annotated as MAGUK p55 subfamily member 7. The transcript is spliced from 13 exons. NCBI's taxonomy places the organism in Eukaryota, Metazoa, Arthropoda, Insecta, Blattodea, Kalotermitidae. Gene Ontology annotation, cellular component: plasma membrane; cell-cell junction. Bases 254 to 2089 code for a protein of 611 amino acids. Gene Ontology annotation, molecular function: protein binding. The record is from RefSeq and is a predicted model, not a curated record.